Heterobasidion irregulare TC 32-1 is the source of this 1170-nucleotide messenger RNA. Its product is annotated as aspartic peptidase. Lineage: Eukaryota; Fungi; Basidiomycota; Agaricomycetes; Russulales; Bondarzewiaceae. Gene Ontology annotation, biological process: proteolysis. Gene Ontology annotation, molecular function: aspartic-type endopeptidase activity. The record is from RefSeq and is a predicted model, not a curated record. The transcript is spliced from 7 exons. Bases 1 to 1170 code for a protein of 389 amino acids.
AUGCGCCUCCUCUUCGCGGUUGUCGUCUCAACUUUAUCCUUGAUUGCUUCUGCGUCCCCCGUGUUCCGCGUGGGCAUCACAGUACCCCUCACACGGCAUGUGCGCUUUGCGAAUGGUAAUGGUGUAUCAAAUAUGACGCUGUUGCAUAGCCACCUCGCAGCAGUACAGGGAAAACUUCGAAGAGGCUUCGAGGCGUUUAAGCAGAAUACGGGCACUCAGCAUCCUAGCGACAAUGGUCAUCUUCAUAAGCGGGCUACGGGUGCCGACAAGCUUACUGAUAAUGAAGGCGCACUUUGGCAAGGUGGUAUCUCCGUCGGUAAUCCUGCCAAAGAUUUUACUGGCAGCAGUGACCUCUUCCUACCAGGGACUGAUUGUACUGUGAAUUGUGAAGGACAUACUCUAUAUGACCCUGAUGCAAGUUCGGAGUCCUCCGAUACCGAUACGCCAUUCAGCCUCGCAUUCGGCGAUGAGUCGACUGUUCAAGGGACUGUUUUUAGGGAUACUGGAACAAUAGCUGGCUUAACAGCGAACAAACAAGCAAUUAAUGAUGCCAACCGAUUCUCUGCUGGGUUUGCCAUCGAUGAGCUUCCUCCAGACGGGCUCUUGGGGAUGGCGUUCCCUCAAAUAUCUGUCUUUGGUGAGAACCCCUUCUUCCAAACCUUGGUCGCGCAAGGAACGGUUACUGCGCCCGAAUUCGCAUUCAAAUUGGCUACCUCGGGCUCGGAGCUCUUUUCGGGUGGAGUCAAUGACAAUCUUUUCACAGGCAGUUUUACCGAACUACCUGUUACGACAGCGGGCUUCUGGGAGGUCGAUCUAGACUCGGUCAAUGCGAACGGAGACACUGCUGUGACCGGCUUGUCCGCUAUUAUCGACACCGGCACCACUCUGAUAGUUGGGGAUGCCGAUACCGUUGCACAAUUUUAUGCCUCUGUUCCGGCCCCAUGCGCUUCUGUUCCCAAUGUUAGUUUGACUUUUGGUGGCACUGACUUUCCUAUGUCUGCGGAUACCUUCAACUUAGGUCCACUGUCUGCCCGCUCGUCGCAAUGCGUUGGCGGCAUUGCUGCCGCUGACCUUGGGCCUUUUUGGGUUGUCGGAGACAUUUUCCUCCAGAAUGUUUAUACGUCGUUUGACGUUGGGAACACAAGGGUUGCGUUCGCAACAUUAAGCUGA